Molecule: messenger RNA, 1876 nt
Organism: Mercenaria mercenaria
Lineage: Eukaryota; Metazoa; Mollusca; Bivalvia; Venerida; Veneridae
Product: CUB and sushi domain-containing protein 3-like
Exons: 7
Coding region: 151-1476 (441 amino acids)
Source: RefSeq, a predicted model, not a curated record
ACUGGAUGUAAUGAAAAUAAUGAGAUCAAUUCGUGGUCAAACAAAAUCUUCUUUCUUAAACUUACUGCAAGGACAAAACAAAGUGUUAUUGUUUGCUUAAACAUGAGGUUAUAUAACGCGAUUCCAUAAAUAGAUUGAUUUUCAUUAAAAAUGGACAAUUUCAUUGUCAAUGUUCUAUUUUUGACGGUUUCAGUGUGCCAUUUGGACAUUUUAGUAAUUUGUGCUGCAAGUAAAGAAAAUUUUCAAAUUAAGAAGACACACUUAAACAAACGUCUGAUACCCUAUACAUUUCUUGAGGUAACUGUUCCCAGUCACCACGACUGCGCACGUGAAUGUUUUCUUUUUGGGGGAGAAUGUAAGGCAGUUAACUUCAACAGGAAACGCAAAACUUGUGAAUUGAAAUAUAAAGGAAGCAAUGCGGUAGAUGUUUCAGAGUUCGACCAGGAUGGAGAGUACAUUUUCACUGAUAUUACAGAAUGGCCAAAGUCAAUGCUGGGUGGUUGCGCAGCUCACAAUUGCCAGAACCAUCAACUUUGCCUGUCACUAGGACACAGUGACUUUCAAUGCGUGGACAAGGAAAAUUGUGGACCAGCGCCGACUAUUGACCAUGGAACCGUGUCAGCACCAAUAACUACAGAUGGAGCAGCAGCAACGUACUCAUGUAACUUUGGCUACGAAAUUGUUGAUGACGUCACAACAAGAAGAUGUAAAGCAGGAACGUGGACUGCGGAAACAAUAGUGUGUGCUUUGAAAGACUGUGGACCUCUGGCCGAUGUAACAUAUGGAACAGUUUCAGCCCCAGUUACAACACAUGGAGCCUCGGCGACGUAUUCAUGUCAAUACGGAUAUAGUGUUACGUCAGAAGAUACUACAAGAACCUGUGUAGAUGGUAUAUGGAGUGGUGUACAGCCAACUUGUACUAUCAAAGAUUGUGGUCCUCUGGCCGAUGUAACAUAUGGAACAGUUUCAGCACCAGUUACAACACAUGAAGCCACGGCGACGUAUUCGUGUCAAUAUGGUUACAGUGUUACAUCAGGAGAUACUACAAGAACCUGUGCGGAUGGUAUAUGGAGUGGUGUACAGCCAACUUGUACUCUCAAAGACUGUGGACCUCUGGCAGAAGUAACAUAUGGAACAGUUUCAGCGCCUGUUACAACACAUGAAGCUUCGGCGACGUAUUCAUGUCAAUAUGGAUAUAGUGUUUCAUCAGGAGAUACUACAAGAACAUGUGUGGAUGGUGUAUGGAGUGGUGUACAGCCAACCUGUACUAUCAAAGAUUGUGGUUACCUACCAGGUAUCACAGAUGGCUCAGUACAUACACCAGUAACAACACAUGGAGCUGAGGCAGUAUAUGAUUGUGAUUUUGGAUAUCAAAUCACUUCUGGAAAGUCUACAAGAACAUGUGAUGAUGGGACAUGGAGCGGAGCCGAGGCUGUUUGUACACCGAUACGUAAUGUUAAUGUUUUUUCCAUUUAAUACAUUGCUUUGUCAAUCAAGACAAACUUGAGGGUGAGGUCGGCCUGACACAUUUUGUUUGAACUACCAGUUUUCUUCUUAAAAGCACUAACAUCCAGAUUAAAUGAACAGUUUCUUAAUUUGUUUGUAACUUAAUAUAUUAGCAUUAUGGAGCUUAAAAUGUCACUAAAAUAUAUAGAAAAUUGAUUUUGAUAAAUGAGCAAAAUUGAUUCAUUCAUAAAAAAUAAAAAUGACACCGAUGUUCUAAAAUUCUUUUUCAUUAUACGACAUUUUUGUGUAUUUGCCUUUUUAAAUGAAAAAGUCAGAUUUUGGUCAAGCAAUCAAUUUAUUAUAAGCCUGUCUUGACGUUUAUAUCAUAUUUCAAAAACUUUUAAAAAUGGCUAUGAGUGCAUUGUUUUAA